Lepisosteus oculatus (spotted gar) is the source of this 1273-nucleotide messenger RNA. The record is from RefSeq and is a predicted model, not a curated record. NCBI's taxonomy places the organism in Eukaryota, Metazoa, Chordata, Actinopteri, Semionotiformes, Lepisosteidae.
GGUGAAGUCACAGCGUCUUGCUGAGACGCACAUUGGGGUCUCAGGAACAAGUACAGGUUUACUACCUGCUGAAAAGAGAAGAAAGGAAACACAAUGUUUCGACUGUAGAGCCUUCUUCGGGUUCUUCUUCCGCUCCCGAAGAAGCUCCACAGCCUUUCCUUCCCCUUUCAGCAGGAAAUUAACCUGUUCUUGUUCCGUUGCAGCCUACGCCUGCUGACGCGGCUCCCUACUCGAACUACAUUGAGGCCCAGCUCUGUAAGGUCGGGGGCCAUCAAGGUGAGGUCGAAAGGAGAGGAAAGAUGGUCAGCCAAAAACGUUGGUGAAGCAGCCAUUGAAGUGAGGUCAGACGCCGGCUGUGAGGUCAGACUGGAAGGAGUAACCAUGACGAUGAGCUCCACUGAGGCUGUUUGUGGAGCUGAAUGAGGCCUAGGCGAUGAGGUCAGAGCAGCAACAGGGAUUGAUGGAGACAACUGUGGCUACCGAGGUGAAGGCACGGGGUGGGCAGUGCGUGCCGGUGGUGUGUGAUUCGUCGAAGGACGAUGAUAUCAAGCAGCUGUUUGAGAGAAUCGGGCGGGAGCAGAAGGGGCGCCUGGACAUCCUGGUCAACAACGCGUAUGAUGGAGUCCAGGCCAUUUUUGACUACUCAGAGAAAAAAUUCUGGGAGAUGGACCCCUCAGUCUGGGACUCUAUGAACAAUGCUGGACUAAGGGGUCACUAUAUCUGCAGUGUGUAUGCUGCGCGGCUCAUGGUGCAGGCGGGCCGGGGGUUGCUGGUGGUGAUCUCCUCCACUGGGGGGCUGCAGUACUGCUCCAACGUCCCCUAUGGAGUCGGCAAGGCAGCGUGUGACAGGUUGGCAGCUGACUGUGCUGUGGAUCUCAGAGGUCGGGGGGUGGUGUCGGUCAGCCUGUGGCCAGGAGCAGUCAGGACAGAGCUGGUCAUUCAGAACGUGAUGGACCCGCAGCCACGGAGUGAGGAGCAUCAGAAGAUCAGGGAGGGUUUGUCCACGGGAGAGACCCCAGAGCUCAGCGGGAGGUGUAUUGUGGAGCUGGCCAAAGAUACAGACCUGAUGGCUCUGACAGGGAAGGUUCUGAUGACCUCAGAUCUUGCAAGGCGCUAUAAUAUUCGGGAUGUUGAUGGGCGCAGUGUGUUUGACAACAUGUCCGUCAGUUUUCUCGUCUCCCAAGUGCCCUACCUCUCCUGGCUGUCCUCUUUCAUCCCUUCUUUCCUGCGUCUUCCCAAGUUUGUUCUCACUCUGCUCCACGGACGGUUCUGA